Trichomonas vaginalis G3 is the source of this 366-nucleotide messenger RNA. RefSeq names its product protein ubiquitination. The record is from RefSeq and is a predicted model, not a curated record. The coding region runs from base 1 to 366 and encodes 121 amino acids. The transcript has a single exon. NCBI's taxonomy places the organism in Eukaryota, Parabasalia, Trichomonadida, Trichomonadidae.
AUGAAGUUGAUUGAUGUUGCUGCAAGAUAUGGUUCCGUCGAUGUUUUCAAAUUCUUGAUGUUAUCGGGUGCAGUAAUCACUGAUAAAACUACCACAAAUGCUGUUGAAAGCGGAUGCCUUGAAAUUAUAAGAAUUCUUCAAAGAAAAGGAAUGAAAUUCAUUGGCUGCUAUACAGCCGCUGUCGAGUGUAAUAGGAAUGAAAUUGCUGACUGGAUUCAUAACAACUAUGAUGUUGAAAUUAUAACAUUAGCUAAUUGCAUGAAGUGUGCAAACUAUUCUGCUGCAAGUUUCUGUCUUCUAAAUGGUUUUGAUAUAAAUGCAAAACACAUUGAAUGGAAAUAUACAAUUCAUUAUUUUUCAUCAUGA